Messenger RNA from Arachis duranensis, 1887 nucleotides. RefSeq lists its product as uncharacterized. Lineage: Eukaryota; Viridiplantae; Streptophyta; Magnoliopsida; Fabales; Fabaceae. The record is from RefSeq and is a predicted model, not a curated record. The transcript has 3 exons. The coding region runs from base 1 to 1464 and encodes 487 amino acids. Gene Ontology annotation, biological process: negative regulation of stress fiber assembly.
AUGGUGGAGCGGGGGGACCUCUCCCUUCCCAUGCAACGUGACUGCCUCAUCCACUACUUCAAAUGCCUCUGCAUGGUUGAGCCACUCUUCACCGCUAUCUCCUCCGACGCCGAUUCCGAACUUAUCAACUUUGUCUGGUACGACGCCUUCUACUCUGAGCAUAAUAAUGAAGUCAGCUCGCAGCCCAACAGCAUCCAAUUGGAGAUGGCUGCUGUUGUCUUCAACCUUGGCGCCGUAUGCAGCCAGAUUGGGGCCUCUUCCGACCGCACCACCGCCCUUGGCCGUCAUCUUGCAAUGGACGCCUUCAAUGCUGCCGCCAUAUUCUUCUUGAAACUCUGGAAGGAUCUCGUCAAGGACGUCUCCGCCACCCUCGACUUGACUCUCCUCUUCGUCGAGAGUCUUCACUGCCUCUUCUCCGCUCAGGCUUUGGAGCUCAAAUCACAGCAACAACUCAAAGACAACAGCAGUUCGGCUUUCGAAAAAUAUAGAUGUGCCGUUUCGUUUCAAUCGCCGUUGCCUUUGAAGAAGAGUGAGCCGUUGGACCUCUACGAGUCCUUGCGCAAUUACUUUGUCCUCAAAUACUCUGAGAGUGUGGCAAAGAGUGUAGAAGGCCUUCUCGAAUUGCUAAACAAAUUGCGUAGUGAAAUGCUGCGUGAUGACCUCUCUCUACCCUUGCGCCGUGACUGCCUCAUCCUCUAUUACAAAUGCCUUUGCAUGAUUGAGCCUUUGUUCCCCAUGACUUCCUCAUCCAACCCACCUAUCUUUGUUUGGUACAAUGCCUUCAACCCACAACAGAACUCUUCUCAGCACAACAUCCAUUUGGAGAAGGCCUCUGUUCUCUUCAACCUGGGAGCCCUCGGCUCCCACAUUGCUCUCUCCUGCGAUCUCACCACCAUCCAAGGCCAGCGCAUUGCCAUAGACGCCUUGCAUGAUGCUUCAUAUUGGUUCUUAUUAGUAACGCAUGAGGCUGAGAAGGCAUCUGCCACCAUUGACUUGUCAAUAAGCUGCACCCAGAUGCUGCACGAGAUAAUAAGCACGCAGGUUGCUGACUUGGAAUGCAAUUUUCCUCAUCCCCGUUAUGUAUCAGUUUCUGCUGGAUGUCCUGUUUUUGUGCUUUAUCGGAAAGCUUUUGACAUGUCGACAUUGGGGCCUUUAGCUGAGACUCGUGUUCAAUCCUUGAUAGCUCAACAUCUUCUGUUGAUUAUGAGAACCUGCCUUAUUGAAUUUGCUCCUAGUGAUGUCACUGAACAAUUUCUUGUAGGGUAUUGUAAGGCUGCACAAUUUCUUACAGGGUAUCGUAUUCCAGUGGGAUGUCAACCACCAUGCUUGGACCUUCUCUCCAAGACUGGCCCUGUCAUGAUUAAGGAUGGAAAUCUUGUGGCCAACCUUAGUGGCAGUGACAUUCGCAUUGGAGGAGAUGAGCUCCCAGGAGACCACAGUAACAUGGCCAUAGACCAAAACUGAACAAGCUUUAGGAAUUACCUGUUUAUUUUCAUUUUUAAAUUGGAUAUUGGAAUUUUGUUUGUUGAUGCUAGAAGCCUAGAACAAAAUUUGUGAAUAUAUUAUCCUCAUAAUUUUGUUUGUUAAUGUGUGAAUAUUUGUUUGUUGACGUGUGAAUACUGAAUAUAGUCCUUCUUAUUUCUCACUAAUUAGUAGUGAUUUGUAUGCCUCUGAUCUUGUAGUUGUAGCCUUUAUUAGUUAUUGUUGCAUAUUGGCAGAUAGAAGGUAUCAAAUUUUGUGACAUGUGGUAGUAAAGAGAGUGAUUUAUUGUUUUCUUUUAUUUUAGAGAUAUAACAGAGAGAACGAUAAUAUAUAUUUUGCUUGGUUCUCCACAAAUUUUGAAUCAAAUAUUUUUGUCUUAAUAAAUUUUUAUUAUUUCAAAAUUUU